AUGGAGCUGAGACCCUGGACUCUGCAGGGUACUGCUUUAGCCCUCUUUUGCGCUUGGUGUGCACUGAACAGCGUGGAAGCGAAGCGGCAGUUUGUCAAUGAAUGGGCGGCGGAAAUCUCCGGGGGACCGGAGGCAGCCUCUGCCAUCGCAGAGGAGCUGGGCUAUGACCUUUUGGGUCAGAUUGGAUCUCUUGAAAAUCACUACUUAUUUAAACAUAAAAACCACCCUCGAAGGUCUCGAAGGAGUGCCUUUCACAUCACUAAGAGAUUAUCUGAUGAUGAGAGAGUGAUAUGGGCUGAGCAACAGUAUGAAAAAGAGAGAAGUAAACGUACAGCUCUAAAAGAUUCAGCAUUAAAUCUCUUCAAUGAUCCGAUGUGGAACCAGCAGUGGUACCUGCAAGAUACUAGGAUGACAGCAGCUCUGCCCAAGCUGGACCUCCAUGUGAUACCCGUGUGGCAAAAAGGUAUCACAGGCAAAGGAGUUGUUAUCACUGUACUGGAUGAUGGCUUGGAGUGGAAUCACACGGACAUCUAUGCCAAUUAUGAUCCAGAGGCUAGCUAUGAUUUUAAUGAUAAUGACCAUGAUCCAUUUCCCCGAUAUGAUCCCACAAAUGAGAACAAACACGGGACCAGAUGUGCAGGAGAAAUUGCCAUGCAAGCAAAUAAUAACAAGUGUGGGGUCGGAGUUGCAUACAAUUCCAAAGUUGGAGGCAUAAGAAUGCUAGAUGGCAUUGUGACCGACGCUAUUGAGGCCAGUUCAAUAGGAUUCAACCCCGGACAUGUGGAUAUUUACAGUGCAAGCUGGGGCCCAAAUGAUGAUGGCAAAACUGUGGAGGGGCCUGGCAGACUAGCCCAGAAGGCUUUUGAAUAUGGUGUCAAACAGGGGAGACAAGGCAAGGGCUCCAUCUUCGUCUGGGCUUCGGGGAACGGGGGGCGUCAGGGAGACAACUGUGAUUGUGACGGGUACACGGACAGCAUCUACACCAUCUCCAUCAGCAGUGCCUCCCAGCAAGGCCUCUCGCCCUGGUAUGCAGAGAAGUGCUCCUCGACGCUGGCUACCUCUUACAGCAGUGGGGAUUACACCGACCAGCGAAUUACCAGCGCCGACCUGCACAAUGACUGCACAGAGACCCACACAGGCACCUCGGCCUCCGCACCCCUGGCUGCUGGCAUCUUCGCUCUGGCCCUGGAAGCAAACCCAAAUCUCACCUGGAGAGAUAUGCAGCAUUUGGUUGUCUGGACCUCUGAGUAUGACCCGCUGGCCAAUAAUCCUGGAUGGAAAAAGAACGGUGCAGGCUUGAUGGUGAAUAGUCGAUUUGGAUUUGGAUUGCUAAAUGCCAAAGCACUGGUAGAUUUAGCUGAUCCCAGGACCUGGAGCAGCGUGUCUGAGAAGAAAGAGUGUGUUGUAAAGGACAAUGACUUUGAGCCCAGAGCCCUGAAAGCUAAUGGAGAAGUUAUCAUUGAAAUUCCAACAAGAGCUUGUGAAGGACAAGAAAAUGCUAUCAAAUCCCUGGAGCAUGUGCAAUUUGAAGCAACAAUUGAAUAUUCUCGAAGAGGUGACCUUCACGUCACACUCACUUCUGCUGCUGGAACCAGCACUGUACUGUUGGCUGAAAGAGAGCGGGAUACAUCUCCUAAUGGCUUUAAGAAUUGGGACUUCAUGUCUGUUCACACAUGGGGAGAGAAUCCUGUAGGCACCUGGACUUUGCGAAUUACAGAUAUGUCUGGAAGAAUACAGAAUGAAGGAAGAAUUGUGAACUGGAAGCUGAUUUUGCAUGGGACCUCCUCUCAGCCAGAGCACAUGAAACAGCCUCGCGUGUACACAUCCUACAACACUGUUCAGAAUGACAGGAGAGGAGUGGAGAAGAUGGUGGAUGCGGGGGAGGAGCAGCCCACACCAGAGAACCUGAAGGAGAAGCCCCUGGUGGCAAAAAGCCCCAGCAGCAGCAGUGUGGGGAACAGAAGGGAUGAGGUGGCGGAGGGAGCCCCUUCCGAGGCCAUGCUGCGGCUUCUACAAAGUGCUUUCAGCAAAAACUUGCCCCCAAAGCAAUCACCAAAGAAGUCUCCAAGUGCAAAGGUCAACAUCCCUUAUGAAAAUUUCUACGAAGCCCUGGAAAAGCUGAACAAACCUUCCCAGCUUAGAGACCCUGAGGAUAGCGUGUAUAACGACUACGUCGACGUUUUCUAUAACACAAAACCUUACAAGCACAGGGAUGACCGGCUGCUGCAAGCUCUAGUGGACAUUCUGAAUGAAGAAAAUUAAAAUGAGGAUGUGGUCCUGAGGUGGAAAUAUUCAUUAUUCAUGCUUCUUUCUUCCCCUUAGAUUUUGCCUGUGUCUGAAGUGAUCAUUUUGUCAUUUAUCCUUAUGGUUAUAAUACCUUUUGUGAUAAUUUUCCUUUUUCUCCCCAAAUGACACAUUUGAAGGGGAUGAGCUCAAGUAAGAA
Messenger RNA from Loxodonta africana (African savanna elephant), 2443 nucleotides. It is a transcript of the gene PCSK1, whose product is annotated as proprotein convertase subtilisin/kexin type 1. The transcript is spliced from 14 exons. Gene Ontology annotation, molecular function: serine-type endopeptidase activity. NCBI's taxonomy places the organism in Eukaryota, Metazoa, Chordata, Mammalia, Proboscidea, Elephantidae. Gene Ontology annotation, biological process: peptide hormone processing. Bases 1 to 2262 code for a protein of 753 amino acids. The record is from RefSeq and is a predicted model, not a curated record. Gene Ontology annotation, cellular component: membrane; neuron projection.